AUGUUGGUCCAGAUUGUGCGAUUCACCCUAUUGCCGUCCUUGACGCUCGCCUCUCCCGGGGUUGCAAAGCUUCGCCAGCAUGCUUCUGGCGCUGGCGCAUUCCGUCAAUACCAAGGCUAUAUGACGUCAACCCAGUACUUGUCUCUUCCAAAGAACAGACAUGAGAUUUGCUGGAUCAUACUAUGGCACCAGAACUUCACCGCAGCUGACAAACCGGCACUAGUCGGGUUGGAGGGCAUCACCCAGGCUGAACCUACGACAAUGUUGUAUGAUUUCGAUCACAGUCAACUUGAAGAGCUGACACGGGGCAUCGAAGCUCCAAUUUGUGAAUUUGCCUUUAUCCGCCUGUCUCCUGAUGCCCCAUUGUCCGACCCUGCUUUACGCACUUCCAUGCACAAGACAUACACAGACUGCUAUAAGAUGCAGGGAUUCGUCGGAGGGCAGUGGGCAUACUCCAUCAAUGCCGACCACCCCGACGGUGUCGCCGUCUCAGAUAACAAACUCCUCAUUUCAGAAAAGAGGCGCUUGGCCGUGUUUUUCUUGGGAUGGGAGAGUAUAGAGUUACACCAAGAUGCCACUGCAACUACCAUUUUCGCCGAGGAGAUGGAUAAAUUGAAGCCCUGGUUCUACGCUGGAAGUGGUGCGUGGUAUAACAGCUUCCAGAAGUAUGAUUAA
This is a messenger RNA of Penicillium daleae, 675 nucleotides long. RefSeq lists its product as uncharacterized. The record is from RefSeq and is a predicted model, not a curated record. The coding region runs from base 1 to 675 and encodes 224 amino acids. Lineage: Eukaryota; Fungi; Ascomycota; Eurotiomycetes; Eurotiales; Aspergillaceae. The transcript is spliced from 4 exons.